AGGGAGAGAGCGGAAGAGAGUGUGGGAGGGAGAUGGAGAUGUAGCAAAAGCAGCAGCACUGCCUCACACUGGACCUCAAACAGAAGAUUCUUAAAUCUCAGGAUUUCUGAUGCAGUUUUUUUUUUCCAAAACGGUUCAUUUGAAGAAUGCCUAAUUGAAUAGCAACAGAGCGGGAAGUAGCCAAGCAGAUCAGGGAAUCUCCUUCUUUUGCUUCCUUUGGGAAGAGGGGGGACCUUUUUGACAGACAAAAGUGGAGAUGCUUCUGUAAUCAAAUUCAGCUGGAGAGUGUUUAAACUGCAGGAAACAUAUCUACAAGACAGAGACUGUAUCAUCCUGCUUGUGUGCAUAAGUGAAUUUUCCCUUCUCCUUCUCAGCCCUCCAUCUUUAUUUUAUUUUAUUUUUUUUAAUUUCUCUAUUUCUUUUUCUGCAAGUUCAAAGCAGAAAAGGACACAAAUUAAUAUCAUGGGCGAUAAAGGCACAAGGGUAUUCAAGAAGGCAAGUCCAAAUGGAAAGCUAACUGUGUAUCUUGGCAAGAGGGACUUUGUUGACCAUGUGGACAUUGUAGAGCCUGUUGAUGGAGUGGUUUUAAUUGAUCCAGAGUACUUAAAGGAGAGAAAAGUGUUUAUAACGCUGACGUGUGCUUUCCGCUAUGGGCGAGAGGACUUAGAUGUUCUUGGGUUGACAUUUCGAAAGGACCUCUUUGUGGCCAAUAUACAGGCAUUUCCUCCUGUGCCUGAGGAGAAGAAAAGCCUGACACGUCUACAGGAGCGGCUGAUUAAAAAGCUUGGAGAGCAUGCCUAUCCCUUCACCUUUGAGAUACCUCCCAAUUUACCCUGUUCUGUCACAUUGCAACCUGGACCAGAAGAUACUGGGAAGGCAUGUGGGGUUGACUUUGAAGUAAAGGCUUUCUGUGCUGAAAACAUUGAGGAGAAAAUUCACAAAAGGAACUCAGUGCGCCUUAUCAUCAGAAAAGUGCAGUAUGCUCCAGAGAAGCCAGGUCCACAACCAAUGGCAGAGACAACAAGACAGUUUCUCAUGUCAGAUAAACCCUUACACCUAGAGGCCUCGCUGGACAAAGAGAUCUACUACCAUGGUGAACCAAUUAGUGUAAAUGUUCACGUCACAAACAACACAAACAAGACUGUGAAGAAAAUGAAGAUCUCAGUGCGUCAAUAUGCUGAUAUUUGUCUCUUCAACACUGCUCAGUACAAAUGUCCAGUGGCAAUGGAGGAAUCAGAUGACAUUGUGGCUCCAAGUGCAACAUUCUGUAAGGUAUAUACUCUCACCCCCUUUCUUGCCAACAACCGAGAGAAGCGUGGCUUAGCUCUAGAUGGAAAGCUCAAACAUGAAGACACAAAUUUAGCCUCAAGUACACUGUUACGAGAGGGAGCCAGUAAAGAAAUUCUGGGUAUCAUUGUGUCUUAUAAAGUCAAAGUGAAACUGGUGGUGUCUCGUGGUGGGCUCUUGGGAGAUCUUGCCUCCAGUGAUGUUGCAGUAGAGCUACCCUUCACUUUGAUGCAUCCCAAACCAGUAGAAGAAUCCAUCUACAAAGAUGCACUAGAAAAUGAUGCACCCAUUGACACAAACCUGAUCGAGUUUGACACAAAUGAUGAUGAUAUCAUUUUUGAAGAUUUUGCAAGGCAGCGACUUAUUGGAGCAAAGGAUGACAAGGAAGAAGAGGAGGAAGGUACAGACUCACCUAAGCUGAAUGACAGAUAGAUGAAGACAACAAAUGUUUUACUUUAUCACACCUUAAGGGAUCCACUGAAAACCCAUGCAGAGACAAACCAGAAUUUUGUGACACCCUUUAACACACAUCACUGUGGUGUAGUUGUUGUGCUCUGUUUACAUACACAUUCUCCAUCCUGAAUGGGUGUAAAAAUGUAAAAGUGUUGAAAAACAUUACUUCCUUAAAAAAAGCAUUUAGCAGGUGAGAUUAAAUCACUGGCUUUCUAUAGGGUACCUAUGUGGUAUUUAUGGAAAGACACAGUAAGGAAUAGCAUUUGAUCAAGGUUAAAAUGACCUUCAAUAGUAGCAUGCCUUUGCUGUUAUUUUCCCCUGUUCUCUUUUCCAUUAGAAGAGAAAAAAUUAGAGACCAUAACUUGUGAUUAAAUCUAUUUAAAUUAUUUCUGUCCUGAACACUCUGUAAAGAAGAAGAAUUGUUAUUACUAUGACCACUGUCAGAUUGUCUUGUUUUAAUAGACAGUCCUGCAUUCAGUAAUGAGCAAAGUCAAUUAUUGAACAAAGUCACAUGUAAAAAUAUUAAUGUAGGUUAAAAAUGCAUCCCGUGAAACACUUCAGAGAGGCUUUUAGUGUAAAUUGGCCUUAGUGAGCACAGACACAAUUUUUUCAGAACUUAAUUUAAUGUAAUUAGAGAUACUAAUAUAAUUAAACAGAUUUAAUAAGUUGUGACGAGGAGGAGGGAAUGAUCAGGCUGUAGUGAGGAUGCAUGCCGGCACUGAGUGGUCUAAUCGGUGGGAGAGAGAGAUAAGGAGCAGGUGGAGACACUGGCACCAAUGUAACAAACUUCAAUGAUAGACAAGGAAGACACUGGAACCCACUGAACACAAACAUAAAGUACAAUCAUGAACAGAACUCAAACAGGACGUAAAACAGGCAAACAUAAAACACAUAAGCGUCUCUCUCUCUCUCCAGCAAAUCCACCUGCUCCUUAUCUCUCUCCCACUGAUUAGACCACUCAGCGCCAGACGUGCAUCCUUACAGCCUGGCCACUCCCACCUCCUUGUCACAUACUAGGGUUAGAUAACAUUACUAAAUAACAUUACUGUGCAUCAGAAUCAGCUAUAAUUAAAUGCAUUUUUAUUUCUAUUUCUUAGGGUAUAGGGUAGAACGUUAGCACAAAUUAUGUGUGCUACAUUGAAAAAAUGAGCAAGUCGCUUUAAAAAAAAAACAAACAAAAACACUACUCUAGAAAUGGCAGUGCAGGUACAA
Molecule: messenger RNA, 2952 nt
Organism: Pangasianodon hypophthalmus (striped catfish)
Lineage: Eukaryota; Metazoa; Chordata; Actinopteri; Siluriformes; Pangasiidae
Gene: arrb1
Product: arrestin, beta 1
Exons: 16
Coding region: 463-1719 (418 amino acids)
Biological process (GO): G protein-coupled receptor internalization; signal transduction; visual perception
Molecular function (GO): G protein-coupled receptor binding
Source: RefSeq, a predicted model, not a curated record